UGAAAGCAGUCCUUAAGAAAAGAGAGUAUGGACCAAAAUACACACAGAAUAACUUCAUCACUGGAGUCAGAGCAAUAAAUGAGUUUUGUCUUAAAUCCAGUGAUUUAGACCAGCUGAGGAAGAUUAAACGACGAAGCCCCCAUGAUGACACUGAGACUUUCACUGUGUACCUGAGAUCGGAUGUAGAGGCAAAGUCUCUUGAAGUUUGGGGUAGUCCAGAGGCUCUUGCUAGAGAAAGAAAAAGACGUAAAGAGGCAGAGAUCAAGUACAGAGAAAAUCUAUUUAGAAACCAAAGGCUGUUAUGGGAAUACAGGGAGUUCUUUGGAAAUACUAAGCCACGCUCCAGCGCAGCAGCUAUGUUUUUCAAGGGACCAGGGAAGGUGGUAAUGGUAGCUAUUUGCAUAAAUGGCUUGAAUUUUUUCUUUAAGCUACUUGCUUGGGUUUACACGGGUUCUGCAAGUAUGUUUUCAGAAGCCAUACAUUCUUUAGCAGACACGUGUAACCAGGCGUUGCUAGCUCUGGGCAUCAGUCAGUCUGCAAGGACGCCUGACCCUAGUCAUCCGUAUGGUUUCACAAACAUGCGCUAUAUUGCCUCCCUGAUUAGCGGGGUGGGCAUUUUCAUGAUGGGCGCAGGACUUUCUUGGUAUCAUGGGAUUAUGGGUUUACUCCACCCUCAUCCUAUAGAAUCUCUUCUCUGGGCGUACUGCAUUUUAGCGGGGUCGUUGGUAUCUGAAGGAGCUACCCUUCUCGUUGCUAUAAAUGAAAUUCGCAGGAGUGCUCGAGCCAAGGGUCUGUCGUUUUAUCAAUAUGUUGUGCAGAGUCGUGAUCCUAGUACAAAUGUGGUGUUACUGGAGGAUGCUGCAGCAGUUCUGAGUGUGGCCGUAGCUGCUACCUGUAUGGGUCUGACUUCUUUAACAGGAAACCCUUAUUAUGACAGUGUGGGGUCUCUAGGUGUUGGAACUUUGUUAGGAACUGUGUCAGCAUUUCUAAUCUACACUAACACGGAAGCCCUACUGGGACGAUCCAUUCAACCUGAACAACUGCAGCGACUCACCGAGUUACUGGAAAGUGAUCCUGUAGUAAGAGCAAUUCAUGAUGUUAAAGCUACAGACAUGGGAAUGAGCAAAGUGAGAUUCAAGGCAGAAGUAGACUUUGAUGGACGGGUUGUUACUCGUUCUUACCUGGAAAAACAAGACAUUGAACAGCUGCUACAA
Molecule: messenger RNA, 1214 nt
Organism: Leptosomus discolor (cuckoo roller)
Lineage: Eukaryota; Metazoa; Chordata; Aves; Leptosomiformes; Leptosomidae
Source: RefSeq, a predicted model, not a curated record